Molecule: messenger RNA, 4669 nt
Organism: Solenopsis invicta (red fire ant)
Lineage: Eukaryota; Metazoa; Arthropoda; Insecta; Hymenoptera; Formicidae
Product: E3 ubiquitin-protein ligase TRIM71
Exons: 7
Coding region: 712-3639 (975 amino acids)
Biological process (GO): proteasome-mediated ubiquitin-dependent protein catabolic process; protein polyubiquitination
Molecular function (GO): ubiquitin protein ligase activity; protein binding
Source: RefSeq, a predicted model, not a curated record
GCCGGAGUAAAGGGCGGACGUUCUCGGUCCUCGCGCGCCGGCUCGUCUCGACUAGACUCGACUCCGCGAUCCGCGGCUCGACGUGAAGGGUGGUGAAAACGCGCUGAGAGAAAAACUCGCGGCGAGCGGAUCGCUUUACCGAGAGCUCUCGCUUCUCGCUUCUCGCGCCGGGGGAUCUUCGCCGGGUCCGCGUGGUGCAAGUCCGCGGAUUUCCUGUCGGCCGUUCCUGACGUGUGACGCUCGCCCGGCGCUCGCCGCCGACACGUCGCGUGAGUUCCGGGGCUCCUCUCCUCGGCACAUCCCUCCCGCGGAAGCGAACCACCAUCUGGGAUCCUCGUGCCAAAAAUACACGCGCGGGAAUCGUGUCCAGCAGCCAUCGACAAUGGGGCGUGGGAAAACUCGCGGAACAUACGCUAUCGCGUCUGGACGAUUGUUCUCGAACCCUUUGACUCGGGCCUAGUUACUUGCUUUUCGAAGUUCGCGCAAUUUUGCGCGCCAUAGCCUGGGAAGACGAGAAAUCCACGCCGAAACGACGAAAGUGAGAAAGUUCAGUGGAUCCUCGCGUGGAGCGCGGCUGUUCGCAAUUAAAAGGACUUUUCCGGUUUGAUAAUCUUUGUCGAGCUCAAGCAUUACCACGGACGGCGCGACUCCUCCUCCACCGGCCGGCCGUUCCACGAGAGUUCACGGCUCUCCUCCCGCAUAGUCAAAGACAUGCAGAGAUUCUGCCCGUUCGCAUCCGAUACGAGGAGUCAGCUGUGCUGCGUCAAUGUCCAGUCGACGAAGACGGUUAUCCUAGAGAGAUACACGAGCAUAGACAUCUCGGAAAGCAUGCUAGCCGCACACCGGUACGAUUGCUUCGUGGAGGGCCGUUCAUACGAGAGGAAAACCAGAUUUAUCAAUCGUUCAACACAGGAGACCUCUCUGGAUCUUUAUCAGCAACUUUUGCCCGUCACGAUGAAUCAAUUAAAAUCUCCCCGCAACAGAAUAGAUUACAACCGCCAUUCUAUGCAACUUACAAAUAAGUCUCGGAAGCAAGAUGAUCAACAUUUUACUCCGAGAAAGUUUACCAACUCCAAAAAAGGCCGUUCGUAUCCGGACUCCAGUCCAGAUCACUUUCUAAAGCAGUUUCCUCCAGGAAAAUUGUCGCAACAGGAAUUCAAGGACAACGCAUUAAAUCGUUCGAUCCUCAAUCGAGAUUCCUUGAACGAAUAUCCGAAACUGCACAGCCAAAGUUCCAUGCUUGGCAGUUCCCUAAGCUGCUCGAGUGAGAGUCGUUCGUGCUCUUCAGAUGACAAUCUAACGACCUAUUCGCCAGUUCACCAGCUGGACGGAUCACCAGACGACCAUUUCGAGUAUUUUCGAAUGUUUGAAGAUGCCAGCGGAACUGAUGUACCCGGCCCGAAUUUCUCGGCCGCUAGUUACCGUAACGAGAGCUGCCAGCCGAACUAUGAGACGUUCGAAGAUCUCAAUAUGAAUCUUCUGAAAUUUGAUUUGCUGGACGAUAUCUCCAGGCGACAAUCGCCCGCACGUGAGGAAUGCAGCCCGAGUGUUGAGGGAGAUGUGAUCAACGAGUCAUUCGUAACUUUGAUGACGAAAGAGUUAGAGAAAGACGAGAGUGAUAUAAAUAUACUAUCACGAGAGCAGCGAACUCGUAGCCCGAGCAGUCAGAGAGACUCAUCCGAUUUUCCUUUGAUAUCGGAGUUGGAGGUGGCGAAUGAAAUAAAGAACGAAAAUUCAGGACAGCAGUCACCUGCGAACGAACGAUGGAGCCAGAACUUAAACAUGGAGGAGGAUACGUCCAGCGCGAUUACGACGGUCAACAAGGAAGAGGCGAAGGAUACUAUCGAGGAUCGAUCGCUCGAUCAGACCAUGAAAAUCAUGGCAUCGCCGUACGAGUGCAACGAUCAUCCGUGCGCGCAGAUGUCCUACUGUCAGACUUGCUGCAAAAUCAUCUGCAAGGAAUGCGCCACUCAAUGCGUUUGUAAGCACGUGACGGUGGAUCUUGUAGAGUUUCUCGACAUCACCCAGCGUCAGGCUGAAGAGGUGCUGAUGGAGGCCUAUCUUGGAGUCGACGUUCUUGCAGAUGAUAUGGAAAGUAUGGGGUUGGACAUUGCAGCGUUAGAUCAGAGAACCAGGGAGGCGCUCACUGACGUGAAGUUUUUUUCACGAAGACUGUGGUCCGCGGUGGAGGAGAGGGAGAAGAAAUUGUUUAAACAAAUUGUGGAAACGCGCCGAUGGAAGUAUGAAGUGCUUCAUGAGAAGUACAUGAAUUUAAAGGAGGAUAAGACAAGGCUUUCCCAAGCCAUUAAUGCUCUCAAAUGCGCGAUCCAUGACGCGCAAUCAUCCUCUGCGUGCAAUCCUGAUGACCUUUUGCAGAGAAAAGAUAUGGUGUUGGCUGAGAUCUGGCAGAUUCGUCAGAGUCGGAAGACAAAAAUUCGAUCUGUCCGAGACGACAAUUGGAUCUCUUUCAGGAAUCCCGAUAACAACGUGCUGUCCGUGAUCGCUAACGGAGGAAAUAUUUUAGUGAACGGUCCAGGUACGAUCGGGGACCGUCUACCAAAUCGCGAUUACAAAAUAUCGCAAUCGUACUUUCCGUACGGAAUAAGCGAGCAUAUGAUGCAAUCGAUUCCGCGCGGUCGUCCGAUAGUAAACUACGAUCGCAGUGUCUGCCUCCCUAACCGAUUACCGGAGUUGCAAGUCAAGAGCACGGAUGUCACAAUUCUUGGCUACUUUGGCGAGAAUAAUCCCGACAAUCUCUGCCGUCCGUGGGGACUGACUUGCGACCAUGAGGGCAACAUCAUAAUCAGCGAUCGAUCUAACAAUCGUAUACAGAUUUAUCGCGAGGACGGCACGCUGAUCAGGAAAUUUGGAUGCUACGGAAAUGGCCCUUGUCAAUUCAAUCGUCCAGCCGGAAUCGCCGUCGACGCCAGACGUCGCCUUAUUGUGGUCGACAAGGAUAAUCAUCGCGUUCAGAUUCUGACUACGGAGGGCGAAUUUUUGAGGUCCUUUGGCGAGCACGGCGAAAAACAGGGCCAAUUUUGUUAUCCUUGGGACGUAGCGGUAAAUUCAGUUUGCGAAAUCGCGGUUACAGAUACGAGGAAUCACCGUGUACAGCUAUUCAGUCCUGAGGGUAUUCCUCUACGUAUGUUCGGUGGUCAAGCUCAUCAAUUGAGAUAUCUAGAUUCGCCGCGCGGUAUCUGCUUCAAUCCUGAGGGCAAGCUUGUCGUCACGGACUUUAACAAUCACCAUGUUCUGAUAAUUGAAUAUAACAUGACGGAAAGUCGCAUACUUAAAUGCGAGAAGGAAUCGAAAUGCAGGAGGCAGGACGGGGAAAAUAACGACGGGCAGAACGAUGAAAACACUCCCACGUUUCAGAGACCCCAGGGCGUUAUAGCGGCCGACGACGGUAGUAUUCUAGUCGCUGAUUCCCGCCACAAUUCGAUCAAGGCGUUUAACUCCCUCGGUUCGUUACUCUAUUCUUACAAGCCCGGUCAAGAGGAAAUGGACCGUCCAUUGGGUAUAGCUCUUCAUUGGGACGGAAGAAUGACAUUUACGGAUUAUGGUCGUAAUUACGUGCGCCUAGUAAAAUUGGAAAAUCACGUGAAUCCGAUGCCGAGGAACAAUAUCAUGUUCGGUUGACACUUCAGGAUCGCAGACACCUUAUCCUGAUGAUCUAAUCAAUUUAAUGGAAACUUCAAAGAUUUCCGUUUACACCGAGCGUGAGCAUGGUACUGGCUAUCGCGAUGAAAGUUAUUGCAAUUUUUACAUUUGCAACGCGUGGCGAGAUUUUGAAGCCACCAGUAAAUUGCGCUAAGAGGUAUAAUUUUUCGCUGAUAAAACGAGAGAGGGAAAAGAUCUCACAUUCGUUGGUCUCUCCCGCGUCGUGAGAUCGCUCUACAUUGGACGCUCAAUUUUAAUCUUGAUAAAGAGUUGCAAUUUAUCGUUCUAGUACAUCUAUAAUGUUUGUCGUAAUAAUAUUCAACUCUCUUAUCUUUGAUUAAUUUACAUUCUUAUUAUUAUUAUUUAUCUGUUUUUCAAUUGUACAAUACGUAUUUUUUUACAAAUUUUAUUGCGCAAUGCGCUGUAUCUCCUGAUUGGAUGGACACACGAAAUGCUUAGCUCGGAUAUUUGUAGAUCUUUAUUCUCCAUCAUGUGUAAAUGAAAGACGUUAGAGCAAAGCGAAGAAAAAGAAUCUACGUUAAGUGUUUUGAAUGAUUAAAUGAUCAAAUAAUUGAUCGAUACCGCGCUCUAUUAACAAAAGUAAUAACGAAGAAAAUUGAUCGAGUUAUUAAUAAAUUCAGAUAUAAUUAGCGAUCAUGUUCGGGUUUUAUUAAUGCAUCUUAUUGUUGUUGAGGAAAUUCGAUUAUUAGUUCGAAUUAUGCAUUUUUUUCUUGUUUUUGUAUGACUAAUUUUAUAUGACUAAUGAGUUUUGUCUGUUUUACUAAAUUAAAUUUGAAUUUAAUUAACUCCAAUUUAUUUGCGGAUUUAUAAGAUUUGUUUACCUUUUUCUAAAUGCAAUUAUGCAUGACGCUGAACUAUAAUUAUUUUAUGAUUCUAAUUUUGGAAAGAAAAAGUUGAAAUUGCGAUAAGAUUAUUAAUGCAUGUAGUUUUAUAUUUAUUCUAUAUAAAAAUUUUUAAGUGUGUAAUAAACUAUAUCAUGAUUGAGUUA